AUGAGGAACUACGCUGAUUCACUCAACGAGGACGCUCUCCUAACAGCUUUCAAGACAUUGCCUAAACCUUUCAAUGGAGAGGAUGAGGACAACGUCAAGAAAUAUGCCAGUUUCUUCCAACGCUACGACACCCACAUCAUCACUAAAGUACAAUCAUACGGUGCUCACUAUCAACUUGCAAGUUGUAGGCCUGUCUCCGAGACGGUGUCCCUAAUGUCCCUUCCACUGCACAUAUGGGCUCCUAACACCAACUCAUCUGUUAAUGAUGCCUGGCCGAACGAUGUCAAAGUUGAUUAUGACGGCAUUCUCAGUAGCGGAGAAUUCGAUCCCUCUGUUAGGAACACGGCGCAGUACAAGGACUACCUCCUUAAGCAAAAGCUCGAGUCUGUGUUUGGCGGGGACAAUAAUGCCGCCCAGCAACCCCUUGCCGUGUGGCAGAGUCGUUCUUCUAGAUCUGACGACUGCGAGGAUCGUUGCCGUCGUCAACAUAAAGAUCGCUCCGGCCCCCCCCCCAGCCUGGACGAAACGGACAUUUGAAAGCAUUCGAGGUCGACCACUGGAUUUCCGGAGAAAGGCUUUCCUAACACCGAGAACUUUGCACACUGGCAUUUACUUGUACAAUAGAGGAUAGGAACGCGUGCUGGGUCGUUUGAGAUGGAGGGAAAUGGAGCGUCGAGGCAUGUGCAGGAUGCAGGAUGCAUGACGUGGCAAGUGCCAGUUUAUCC
Messenger RNA from Marasmius oreades (fairy-ring Marasmius), 725 nucleotides. RefSeq lists its product as uncharacterized. The record is from RefSeq and is a predicted model, not a curated record. The transcript has a single exon. Bases 1 to 537 code for a protein of 178 amino acids. Lineage: Eukaryota; Fungi; Basidiomycota; Agaricomycetes; Agaricales; Marasmiaceae.